GUGAGAUAUGGACAGUGAAUCAUAGGUGCUGGUUGUGACAGGCCACCACUGCUAGUGCUGCUUCAUACAAGGCAAUACCUUGAGAUUUUCAUCUGGUUCCACUCAGCCAGUUUCCGUCCCUUCCAUCUUAUUAGGUUCGGAGUCUCAUUAAUGAGGUUACGUCGUUGGGUCAACUGAACUGUGAGAGUGAGGGAGGUCAUUUGUGAGAGCACAGCUGUCCCAGAAGCUGGAGCUCUAUGGGCUGGAGACGAAUGUAUCGCAUUUUCGUGGACACGUUUAGAACCAAGAAGAGGAAGAAGAAGAUGAGGCCCAUUAAAAACGAAGAUGAGGCAACACUGGGAGGUGCAAAUAUGGAGAAUAAAGUUUCGGAUACUGUUGCUGACAAUCGUAUCAAGACGAGUCAGGGUAAAGAACGAGCUAAGGAACACACCAAGAAGACUAAAGUUAAUGAUAAAUUCGCCAAGAGUCAUCCCGGAAAGAGUAAAGUUCCAGAUACUAUUGCUAAAGAUCAUACCGAAAAGAGUCAAGGCAGUGAUAACUUUGCUGAAGAUUACACCAUGGAGAGUAAAGUUUCUGAUAAGUUUGCUAAAAGUCACACCGAAGAGAGUAAAGUUUCACUCAUCAUUGCUACAGGUCUCCAGGAAAGUCGGACUACCAAUAACAUUGUAAAAGGUCGUACAGAAAGUGAGGUUUGCAACACAGCAGUUCAUCUGUGCAAGAGUGUGCUAAGAAGUGACAGCGCCGCUAGCAACACACACAACCUACAACAAUCCUCUUGCCGCUUCGAACCUGAGGAUAAUGUCUUUAAGGAAGAGAGGACCGAGAGGACCCCGCGUCAACGGCACAAGGCGACAUCCGACCCACCUUUAGGCACUGAAGCACAAGAUAACGGGGACGAUUUAUCGGUUAAAUCUGAGGAUAAAAAACGACUUUCUUCCGUUACAGUUCAGCGUUGCAGUCAAUCAUGGCCUCAGAGAAACAUGAGUGAAUGUGCAUUGACGUCAGAAUGUAUUCUCGAAAUGGAUGAAACUCCUUCAAGAGCCGCAUCUGGCCCGAAAACAAGUAAAAAGGUAUUAACUUAUUUAGAAAACUGCGAGAGUUCCGAGGCUCAAGAUCUCUUUCCGAACAUGAAGAGAAUCCGGCAUCGAGGUCGCGGUAACACCUCAUCACACAUCACUGUCAAAUAUACCAAGGUUUAUGGCGAGAGUGAUGGAGCUUACAGGAACGACUCGACACCCAGAGGCCUGGUCUUUAUAAGUAACUUCUCCAAGUUUAAAGAUAAUAAACACCCUGAGCGAGAAGGUUCUGAGAUAGACUACGAGAACCUGCUGAACCUCUUCCAGCAGAUGGGUUAUGGUUACAGCCACCGCAUGAACACUUACUGUCUAACAGGCUACAUCACCAAACAAGAAUUUAUGGACAAAAUUUUAAAGUUCAGUCGCGAAAGGAAACACGAGGUAUUGUGUUCUUGUGUUGUCAUCAUCAUGAGUCACGGCUCUGGACCCAAGACUUUUCUCACCUCAGAUAACCAGGAAGUGGAUCUUAUGGAAGUGUAUCGCAUCUUCGACAAUAUUCACUGCAAACUACUGAAAGGAAAACCGAAGAUAUUUAUACUGCAGUUUUGUCGGAACUUUCCAAAUGAGUUAUCUGAUAUAACAGUACGGAGGCAUAUAAACAAUGAUUAUGAUCUUUUGCAAAUUAUCCGCGAAGAAGUUCGUAAAGCUGUGCAGAAGCUGCAGCCACACAGCCAGGGGGACGCAGCAACUGCAGAUAUCGAUCCAAAAAGUCCAUUUUACUUAGCAAUCGAGGAAAUAAGUAGAAAUGCCUCGGUUUCUUCUCUGUGUUCUUUUCCCGAUGUAAACAUAUCUCAUGUGACAGAUGAAAGAGAGAGUGAAGAACCUUCAGAAGCACAACAUUACGGGGACGAUGUGUUCUACCACACUGACACUCGGAACUUACCAGCAGUGCCACGAGAGGGCAUCCAGAGAUAUUCAGACAUGUAUUCAAUAUUCUCCACAUCCCCAGGAGAACUCUCUCAUCGGGACCCUCACAAGGGAUCGUUGCUCAUCCAGGCGAUAUGUUACGUCUUCGCCGAAUCUGCCUACCAGGAUGAGAUCGACAUUCUCGUCAGGAAAGUCUCCACAUACAUGACGAAGACAUUACAGAAGGACGAUCCCAUCACAGUUCCCCGCCAGACGUGCGAGAGGACCAACAACGGACUUGAUAAGUCCUUCUACUUCAACCCAGAAAAGAUACCCUUUUGCAGACAUGUUACCAUCUGAGAAAGGUCGAGUAGAAUUUAGGCAGAGAUUUUCCCCUUGUCCGAAGCAAUUACCAUACAUGUGAAAUUCAAACACCAUUUCCUGUAGAAAAUAGUUUAUAUUAAGUGGCAGAUCGUCUCGGUAUACACCAAGAUAAAAUCGAUGUCAAACACAAAAGUAAUAUGUGAUAUAUCAUGUUAAAGAAGACUUUUUACUUAUUCUAUGAUGCAUUGUUCAUAACACUGGGUAAACCUCUCUUGGGUAUAUUAAUUAUAACAGGUUAUAUGGUAUACAGAUUUAAUGGAGUUAAAAGGAAAGAUUUUCUUUUAUGGUCGGUUCAUUCACCUUCAUCGGGAUCUGCAAAAUGUUAUAUUGCUUUAUAAUGCAACAUAUAUAUAUAUAUAUAUUUUGUAAAUUAAAGUAACGAAAGUUCGCGUAGCCAUAGGAACUAGUGCUAAGACCAGCACUGGUGCUGAUCUUAACACUGAAAGACCCUAACUGGGGACACUCGGCAAGUAUUCUACAUAAGACAAAAAAAAAAAAAACUUCUGGAUCCGAGCUCACCAACUUGCAAACUGCGACUCGGGACCUGAAGCACAGAGACUGUCUCACCACACAACCUCAGAAAACAUCAGAAAUUAUUAUCUCGAAAUAAUGCCUUGUGAACAGAGUUGCACAGAGUUGAGAGAUGCAUGUUCCGGCUCACCAACGGAAACAUAUAUUACCAAAACACAGAUUCUAUAUGACAUGAACAGAGGAAACCCGUGUUCUCCCAGAGAGAGCAGAGAGACGUUGCCUGGGUGAGUACCAGCCAGAGGUGGUACUCGAGUCUCUAGACAUACCUGGUGCUUGCAUAUACACUGUUGUAGUCGCAGUUUGGAAUUUGGUGAGCUCGGAUACAGAAGUUUUUUUUUUUUUGUCUUAUGUAGAAUACUUGCCGAGUGUCCCCAGUUAGGGUCUUUUUUUAGUCUUGACGCUGUGCUGCUGACGGCUGCUGGGUGCAUUUUGCUGUUAUUAUUAAAGAUUAGCUGGUAUUCUCCCGGCCCGGGCCUUUUCCAAGUGGUGGCCCGGCCUUGGCUCCCUCUUCAGGGAGUGUCUGAGACCUAAGUCUCCCAUGGGAGGAGGCACAAGUACCUCCUCAUCUUUGGGACCAACUGUCCCCAGGCCUAGCCACAAGCUAGGCCUCUCUGGUCUGCCAUCCGCCCCAAGGGGGCUAAUGGGAAUGACAGUCUUAUGAGCUAAAGGCUCGGUCUCAGGCACCUACCCUACCCUAGAAGGGUUAGGCAUGGUAUCGAUGGGUAAGUAUCCAUUUUGCUGUUUCUGGCGAACUGGUGAUCCUGUUGUUCAAGGAAGCAUAGGUCAGAAGUCAGUUUAUCUAGGAACUCGUUUUCUCAGUCACAUUCAAAAUUAAAUCUACCGAGCACAUGUACACAUAAACACAUACAUUACUCUUGUACUUUUGAGUAUAUUUCAUUACAGUAACGAACCAGAUGGAUCAGUUUCUUUGAGAGUAUUUUUGUGUACAUUAUCAUAAGCAGAGUACUGAUAGUACAGUUAAUUUGAAUGUACAGAUGUAUAGGAAUCUAUCUUCAUUAUUUCUAAAGUUUACGUUUAACUGUAAAUAUUAACCCACUUAGACAGCUUUUUGUUAAUAAAAUUCUCAAACUUU
Messenger RNA from Cherax quadricarinatus, 3930 nucleotides. RefSeq names its product caspase Dronc. Gene Ontology annotation, biological process: proteolysis. NCBI's taxonomy places the organism in Eukaryota, Metazoa, Arthropoda, Malacostraca, Decapoda, Parastacidae. Gene Ontology annotation, molecular function: cysteine-type endopeptidase activity. The record is from RefSeq and is a predicted model, not a curated record.